Macadamia integrifolia is the source of this 1282-nucleotide messenger RNA. RefSeq lists its product as uncharacterized. Lineage: Eukaryota; Viridiplantae; Streptophyta; Magnoliopsida; Proteales; Proteaceae. Bases 121 to 1092 code for a protein of 323 amino acids. The transcript has 2 exons. The record is from RefSeq and is a predicted model, not a curated record.
AACCCUAGGAACGACCAUCAUCUUCCCUGUUUUCUUCCCCGUUCUCCGUUUCCAUUGUAGUCGCAUUUCUCCGGCGACUGAAAUUCUGUUUUUUGGAUCUUUCAAUCAAAGAAACAAACAAUGGAGACUCCUGCAUCAACGAGAAGAAUCACAAGAUCACAGGUCUUGGCUGCGGUGAACAACAAUAUCCCUACCUCAAGGAAAGGUGAAGAAUCUGAAAAGAAGGUGCUUUCGAGACAAAGAAAUUUGAAAAACGAUAGGUUGGCGCUUAUCGACAUUACCAACGAUUCCCCCAUUGUUGGGCUUGCUGGGGGAAGCUUAUUGAAGUCACCUUCAUCCUUUAGCAAGAAACAGGGACGUCCCAAGAAGACUCCUGGAUCUGGGGAAGCAUUGCUUCGUGGUCAGGUCAAGACCCUCUUGCAGAAGGUUGAAGAAGAGGCUGAGCUCUCCAAACUCUCUUUGGAGCAUCGCCCAUUCAUCCAUCUCCCUUGCGUCGCCGGUUCUCCAUCCGGGCUUCUCGCCCCAGUUCUCGCCAACACACCCCAGGGGGGAAUGAUGGACAUUGAAAAAACGAAGCAAGAUGCUCAAGAAUCUGAGAAGAGCGCGAUGAUUCGUUCUUUACUGUUGGAUUUCUCUGAGAAGUCAGAAAUCUCUGAUUCGUCUGAGGAUUGCACGUCGGUGGUGACUUACCAAGAAGAGAUCAAUGAGAGUCCAGAGAAAGCAGUGGAGGAAGAAGACGCUUCGAUUUGGUCCAUUCAAGUCAAUGCUAGUAGUAAAGAUGAAGAUGAAGAAGAAGAAAUCGAGGAAGCAGAAGGGGACUACUACUACUAUUACGAAGAAGAAAAUGAAGAAGAAGUAGGAGGUGGUGAACUGGUUGAUGAACUGUGCGAAGGACUGAGCAAGAUAACCUUUCAGGAGAAAAGAAUCCCCGAGUUCAAGGGUAAGCACACUCGAUUCGUGUACAACAGCAACGAAGAGAUUGAAGGAGAAGAGGAGGUCUCUUCUAUUUCACCUAAUGUCUUGCGUUUGAAGGGUUUGCCCACUCCGGAAGGCAAGCACCUCCGCUUUCCCCGGGAAGAAGAAGAGGAUUGAUGAUGAAAAAAGAGCCAAACGGUGUUCUUCUCUCCGUGUCUUUCUUGACACAAUUUUGAUUUGAUGUUUCUAAUCAAACCUCUAUUGUGUUACGCUCUCUCUGGUUUGGUCACUGAGAGCUUAUUUACAUUUCAGAUUUCAGAUUAAUUUAAUAGUAAGGAACAUUCUAAUGAUAAUUUGAUUUUGUUGA